Messenger RNA from Agrilus planipennis (emerald ash borer), 4313 nucleotides. Its product is annotated as plectin. Gene Ontology annotation, biological process: intermediate filament cytoskeleton organization; wound healing. Gene Ontology annotation, cellular component: membrane; cytoplasm; intermediate filament. The transcript has 16 exons. The coding region runs from base 456 to 4313 and encodes 1285 amino acids. Gene Ontology annotation, molecular function: structural molecule activity; protein binding. The record is from RefSeq and is a predicted model, not a curated record. NCBI's taxonomy places the organism in Eukaryota, Metazoa, Arthropoda, Insecta, Coleoptera, Buprestidae.
CACCACCAUAGGUGGACCUCCUCGCCGAUUACACCGUCGUUGAUUUGGUCGGUUCUCGUAAUUACCAUUGCAGGCCUUCAGUGAUCUUUUCUGUCGCCAGUUGUUCGUUGCUUUUCGAUUGAAAUGUGUUCUCGUGACUCCGCGCUUGUCGUCGAUUAUUAGGCAUCCGUGUUCAUUGUCAGUGGUAGUGUUUAAAUAAAACCAAUUGUAUACACUGUAGGCGCAUAUUUAACUUCAAUUUGAAACAAUUAACGUUCAAAUCGCAGUGCCUGCAGUUUAUUCUAUUAAAAACGACUCGAAACGAUACGAAAAACGACCACAAUACAUUCCUAGUAUCACAAAAAGAAUUAUGUUGAGUGGUAAAAUUUAUUCCAUUUAAUCGUUCCAUUAAUAAAUUCACGUGUGUAAAAAAUCGGAUAAUAAAAAGUGCUAAUAGUUGUGAAAGACUAAAAACCAUGUCUACUCAAAAAUACUACAAAGAUAGACUUGGUUUCGAUCCUCAAGAAGCUAUGUUUGAUGGAGCUCCACACGAAAAAUACAGAAAAACUGGAGAAAAUAAGAAGGAACCGCAUGGAUACGAGGAGAAUUUGACGAAAUUUAAAGGUACAACUAUAUGGGAAUAUUUUAUUGAAUCUACAGAUGAACGAGAUGCCAUUCAAAAGAAAACAUUCACAAAAUGGGUCAACAAACAUCUCAAAAAGAGUUAUACUUGUCUGCACGUUUGUGUCACAAUCAACAAUUCUCCCUGUUGUCCACCGUCCGCAAACAGACAGAUCAGAGAUCUUUUCGAAGAUCUGAGGGAUGGCCAUAACCUAAUUUCUCUGUUGGAAGUUUUAACUGGCGAACAACUUCCAAGAGAAAGGGGUGUGAUGCGAUUCCAUAUGUUACACAAUGUUGAUACGGCACUUCAUUUUCUACGAUGUAAAAAAAUAAGAUUAGUUAAUAUAAGAUCCGAAGAUAUUGUUGAUGGCAAUCCAAAACUAACACUGGGGCUUAUAUGGACUAUCAUUUUGCACUUCCAGAUAUCUGAUAUAGUAAUUGGACAAGAACCGAAUGUUUCUGCAAAAGACUAUUUGUUGCGAUGGGCCAAACGUACCACACACAAAUAUCCAGGAGUACGUGUUACAGACUUUACAACAUCCUGGAGAGAUGGUCUUGCCUUUAGUGCCAUUAUACAUAGAAAUAGACCGGAUCUUAUUGAUUAUCGUACCGCGAGAACACUUCAUGCCCGCCAAAGGAUCGAACAAGCCUUUUAUAUUGCCGAAAGAGAAUAUGGUGUCACCAGACUUUUAGAUCCUGAAGAUGUUGAUACUCAUGAACCAGAUGAAAAAUCACUCAUAACGUACAUUUCUUCACUCCACGAAGUUUUCCCUGAACCACCUCCAAUCCAUCCAUUAUAUGAUGCAGCAGCUCAGCAGAAAGUUCAAGAAUAUAGAGAAAUUGCUUCUUCGCUUCACUUAUGGAUAAGAGAAAAAUAUAGCUUAAUGCAAGAUCGAUCAUUCCCACCCACGCUUAUUGAAAUGAAAAAAUUGGCUACUGAAUCCUCAAGAUUCCGGACCGAUGAAAUACCUCCACGACAACGAGAAAAACAAUAUUUAAGUCAAAUGUUUCAUGAACUCGAAAAAUAUUUCAAGUCUAUUGGUGAAGUUGAUAUUGAACCUGAACUACAUAUUGAAAACAUAGAGAAAAAUUGGAGACGACUUAUGGAUGCUUAUCAAGAAAGAGACAGACUCAUUUCAGAUGAAUUAAAUAGAUUAGAAAAACUUCAAAGAUUAGCGGAAAAAAUCCACAGAGAAAUAAAACAAACCGAUGCAAACAUGGAUGUAAUUGAAAGAAAUAUCGAAGAAGAGUCGAGAAGGAUCGAACGUUUGCAUCCAUUAGAUGCCAAAAAAAUUGCUGAUCAAAUUGAAUCUGAUCUGACUGUUGUUGAAGAUAACAUUAAAUCUAUAAUGAACGAUAUUCACAUUUUACAUUCGGGGCGAUAUCCACAAGCAUCCGAACUUGAUAAAAGAGCUAAAAAACUUCACGAAAGAUGGGUGCAACUGAGACGUCUUUUGCACAACAACAUCGUUAGACCAUUAGCCAACAUGAGUUUCCCUGUUGAGGAAAGAACAGUUACCAAACAUAUUAGAACCGUCCAAGAAACAAGAAAUGUCGACACAAAUCCUCAUUUCAGAACAUUAUUGGAUGCUAUUGAGUGGUGCAAAACGAAAUUGAAACAAUUACAAGAAGCAGAAUAUGGUACUGAUUUACCAAGUGUCCAAUCAGAACGCAACAUUCAUCAACGUGAGCACAAACAAAUUGAUCAGUAUCACUCUAAAGUUGAUACAUGCAUAAAAGCCCGCCAAUAUAUCAAUACAGAAGAUUUACCCCUCUAUAAUCAACAUUUGAAUGAAUUACAGAAAACAUACGCUGAACUUUUAUCAUUUUCCAAUAAUAGAAUGAGUGAUCUUGAUAGUUUGUUAGAUUUUAUUCAGUCAGCUACAAAUGAAUUAAAUUGGUUAAGUGAAAAGGAAGAAGUCGAAGUUUCGCGUGAUUGGUCCGACACUAAGAUGAACUUAAAAGGUGUUGAAAAAUACUAUGAGAAUUUGAUGAGUGAAUUGGAAAAACGAGAAAUACAAUUUGGUGCUGUGCAAGAUCGCGGUGAAGCAUUAGUCCUCCAAAAUCACCCUGCAAGUAAGGUAAUCGAAGAGCAUAUGGCAGCUAUGCAAGCCCAAUGGGCGUGGCUUUUACAACUGACCCAUUGUCUUGAAGAACAUUUAAGAAAUGCUCAAAACUAUCAAACAUUUUUCAAAGAUAUUGCGGUUGCUGAACAAUGGCUUAAAGAAAAAGAUGAAAUCAUGAAUACUGAAUUCAGUCAAUCUGAAUUUACUCUAGAUGUCGGUGAGAGGUUAUUACAAGGAAUGCAGACUCUGAGAGAUGAAUUAAACGCUUUUGGAGAUCAGGUUCAAUCGUUGUCUGCUCGAGCUCAAGAAAUUACACCGUUAAAGCAGAGAAAACAACCUAUUACUCGACCAAUUACUGUAACUGCUAUUUGUAAUUACAAACAAAAUAAUUUUGUAAUUGAAAAAAAUAAGGAAUGUACACUUACGGAUAACUCAGGUCGCAUUAAAUGGCGUGUCCAUAACAGUAAAGGAAUCGAAGCACAAGUACCCGGGGUUUGUUUUGUCAUUCCUCCACCAGAUAAAGAAGGGUUAGAAGCUGCCGAUCGAUUAAGAAGGCAGUACGAUAGAUCUAUUGCAUUAUGGCAGAAAAAACAACUUCGAAUGAGACAAAAUAUGAUUUUUGCUACCAUUAAAGUUGUUAAGGGUUGGGACUUGCCACAGUUUAUUGCUAUUGGCGCUGAACAACGAAAUGCUAUAAGAAAAGCCUUGAAUGAAGAUGCAGAUAAAUUAAUGGCAGAAGGUGAUCCGUCAGAUCCACAAUUACGUCGUCUAAGACGGGAGAUGGAUGAAGUCAAUAGAUUAUUUGAUGAAUUGGAAAAACAAGCAAGAGCAGAAGAGGAAAGCAGAAACCAAACACGAAUAUUCAACAGCCAAAUUGCCUCACUGCAGCAAACUCUUGAUGAAGCCGAACGAAUUAUUAAUCAACGUGUGAUAGCUUCAUUGCCUCGUGAUUUAGACACGUUACAACAAUUACUUCUUGAACACAAAGAAUUCGAAUCUCAGUUGCAAAAUCUUGAGCCGGAAAUUGAACAAGUUAAAGAUACUUUCCGUAGCAUAACACUGAAAACGCCUCAACACAAAAAAGAUCUAGAGAAAAUUCUCAAUAAAUGGAAUUACAUAUGGAACACGAGUAAUUUAUAUCACGAGCGACUUAAAUGUUGCGAAAUUGUCUUAAAUUCAAUGGAAGAUGCUCAGCAAGUUAUUUCUGAAUUUGAAAGUAAAUUGGCUCUUUUCAAGGAACUACCCGCAACAGAGAAAGCUUUAGAAACUGUCCAUGAUGAUUUGCUUAAAUUACAAUCUGCAGUUGGGCAGCAACAAAUUGCUAUGGAUCAGCUUAAUGAUGAUUUUGAUAAUACUAAACGUCUUACGGAAAAAUCUAGACCAAACCACAGAGGUCCACACAAUGAUGUUAUAAGAUUAGAAAACGAAAUUCAAAAGUUAAAUAACCGAUGGAAUAACGUAUGCGGUCAAUUGGCUGACAGAUUAAGAGGCUGUGAACAAGCAUAUAAUAUGUUAAAAAAAUAUCACAAAGGAAAGGAAAACGAAGAUGCUUGGUUAGAUGAUACAUAUGGAAAACUACAAACAGUACAACCCAUCAAGGAGAGAGCAAAAGAUCAUUUCGACGCUACAAGAGUAUGUUUCAAUUAG